Messenger RNA from Orbilia oligospora ATCC 24927, 1785 nucleotides. RefSeq lists its product as uncharacterized. The record is from RefSeq and is a predicted model, not a curated record. Bases 1 to 1785 code for a protein of 594 amino acids. The transcript is spliced from 3 exons. NCBI's taxonomy places the organism in Eukaryota, Fungi, Ascomycota, Orbiliomycetes, Orbiliales, Orbiliaceae.
AUGGUUCACAAGUCUUUUCUUAUAACAUGCCUUGCGGCAUUGACCAGUAUAGCGUCUGGGUCGACUACCUUAACCGCAUGCACGGCUAAUAAUUGCCUGAGAGCGAUCCGCGGGUCUGCUUUCCCCACUCGUUCGGGAACCGAAGACUGUUCUUCGUACUUCAAAGCUACUGUUACUCCUGCGACUGUAACUCUCACUCAAACCACCCCGAUUCCGUAUACUGCAUCCACAAGUGUCCAUGUUACACUUUCUACGACUCUCCCCUCUUCUGUCACCGACAUAAUUGGCACAGUCGAGACUAGCAUCAUCGACAGAACCGCCUCUACUACCAUCGAGGAAACUGCUUCCGAGACCGUCUACGAAACUUCCAUCAGUACAAUUUAUGUCACCGCUACCGCACGUAGCGAUGUCACUGCUACUGCCACCGAACAUACUACCUUCACAACCAAUGUUAACACUGUAGCCGAAACCGAUGUCACCUCGGUCCAAACCAUUGUUGACCACCGCACUGACACCCAAACCGCCUUCGAUAUCAAGACCGACGUAGCCUACAGCACCAAAACUGUUAUCACCGUCGUUGUCCAGACCCAGACCACAUCGUACACCUCGACUAAAACAGUCUAUAAGACCGCUUACGCCACUACUACCCUUUAUACCACUCUCAAACGUAGAGAUAUUGAGGCUCGCCAGGAAACCGUGUACCCCUCCGUGAUACCAGCAUACGCUAGUCCCUGUACCGGCGUUGCCCAGUACACCAGCGCUUGCUCUUGCGUGGGUGUCACUCGCACCACUAUCACGCUCCCAACCCCAACCGUUACCGUGACAGUCGGUGAGUCCUCGGCUGUCAGCACCUUCACCAGCACCAUCAUUGAUGCCACCGCUACCGAGUAUUCUACCGUUAUUGUUCCCUCGACCUCAACCAGCACGCUGACGAUCUACACCACCGUUACCACCGAAACAUUCACUGACAUUGACGCUACUGCCACAACUUAUAUCACCGAUAGCACCCAAACGACUUUUUACACCGUAGCAACAGUCACCGAAACAGUCACCAUUGCCACCGAAACCGUUGUUUUGACAGACAGCACAGCAACAAACCUCAUCACGACAAAGACUCUAACCAACGUCAUCCCCGUCACAACCAUACUCACCACAACGGACGGAACAGUCGUAAAAACAGUCAUAACUGCCACAAUCACCAACACCGUAGUCGCCAGCACCGCCACCGUACCCUCUUACACAACCACCGUAACAACCUUCACCGCCCCACCCGUUGAAUCCCAAGUCACCGUAACAACUAUCACAAACACCGUCCCCGUAACUGUGACAACAGCCUGCGCGAAUGCAAUCCCAACAUUUGCUCUCCAAGUCACUGGCGGUGGACCGUAUAACAACUAUUACAUCAGUCAAUACACCGGUUUCAACGGUGGUUUCGACAUUCGUACUCUCAUCGCCGUCCCAUCCUUUUCAGAAUCUCGUAGGUUCAUACUCCGCAACGGGGCAUUAUACGACACAGACGGAUGGGUGAUUUCGGGACCCCCUGAUUCAAAUUACCCGUAUUACUUCCAGGGCGCGCAGGAACAGAAUGUUUCGGCCAAUUGGGUCAAGUAUCCUUGCGCGAUUGUGGGAGGACAGUUGAAGUGUAGUUACGGGUCGAGGAAUGUGUAUUAUGUUUGCCCGAACGUUAGGAAUUUCCUCGAUUUGGCGGUUGCGGGGAGACCAGCGUUUAAUUGGUGUGAUGGGACGAUCAUCAGUUUGAAUGUUUUGAUGACUUGUAAAUUGUAG